AUGUCCUUCUCCAGCAUCCCGAUCCUCGACCUCUCGCUUGCGCGGGACCCCACGACCAAGCCGCAAUUACUCAACGAGCUCCGGCACGCCCUGCUGGAAGUUGGCUUCCUGUACAUAAAAAACACAGGCAUCCCUGAGAACUUAAUUAAUGAAGUUAUCUCGUUGGGCAAAGCCUUCUUCGACCUCCCGGAGGAGAAGAAGCUCGAGAUCGAGAUGAAAAACGCGCCCUCCUUCCUCGGCUACAACAAGCUAGGCAUGGAAAUCACCCGCUUCAAGACCGACUGGCGCGAACAGAUUGAUUUGUCGACGCCACACCCAGUACCUGGGCCAGAUGAUCCCCUGUACCGGAACCUGCUGGCCCCGAACUUGUGGCCCGACCCGCACGCCCUGCCGGGCUUCAGGGACGUGUACGAGGAUUAUAUGGCCAAGAUGGGCGACAUGAGCAUGGAGUUCACGAGCCUGAUAGCCGAAGCAAUCGGCUUGCCGAGGGAUGCGUUCGCACAGUUCUUCGACGAUGCGCAGCAGCAUAAGCUCAAGAUUGUCAAGUACCCUGACUUGGAGGAGUUGGGGGUCGAAGGCGAGGCGCAGGGUGUGGGGCCCCACAAGGACAGCAUGCUGACGAGUUACUUGCUGCAAGCGAGCCAUCAUCGCGGUUUGCAGGUUCAGAACGCGGAGGGUCAAUGGGUCGACUGUCCGCCUAUUGACGGCACGUUUGUGGUCGCCAUCGGGCAGGGCAUGGAAGCGUUGACACAAGGAGUGUGCCAGUCGACAACGCAUCGUGUGCAGAGUCCAGCGCGCGGUUCGGGGGCCAGAUACAGCAUCCCGUUCUUCCAGGGUGUGAGUUAUGAUGCGACGUUCGAAAGUAUGGACGUGCCGGAUUCGGUGAAGAAGCUGAGAGCAGAUAUCCUGGAGAAGCGGGGAGGUCAGAGGCUCGAUGAUAUAGAGUUCACCUUCAUCAAGGGCAUGUGGAGCCGAUUAGGCGAGGCGACCUUGAUGAACAGAAUUAAGAGCCAUCCCGACGUUGGGGAGAGAUGGUAUCCUGAACUUCUGAAGAAGAUCCGAGCGGACCAGGCGGAAGAAGCAGCCAAAUUUGCGGCCACAGAGAAGCCGGCUUCGACGAAAUCAACGCCCCUUCCCACACAGCCACAGUCCAUAUCAGCACACUGA
This is a messenger RNA of Cladophialophora yegresii CBS 114405, 1167 nucleotides long. RefSeq lists its product as uncharacterized. Lineage: Eukaryota; Fungi; Ascomycota; Eurotiomycetes; Chaetothyriales; Herpotrichiellaceae. The transcript is spliced from 2 exons. Gene Ontology annotation, molecular function: dioxygenase activity. Bases 1 to 1167 code for a protein of 388 amino acids. The record is from RefSeq and is a predicted model, not a curated record.